UAAAAUAAGCGCUGGGGCAUGGCCGGGCAGGCCAAGGAAGUAAUUUAAUUGAUUGGCGCUACCAACAUGCCAGUUACAAUUUUUCUCUGGGUUCUGUAGAAGCAUUUACACUACAAUCUACAAUGUGCAGUGGUAUUGAAGAAUGAACCAAUAGAAUUCAUUGGACAUUUGGUGUAGUAGUUGUGUUGUGUGUCUGUUGCUUUCGCUCUUUUAUGCAUUACCGGGACGGGACGAUUACUACAGUUAAAUUGCGAUCUUGCCUUGCAAUGGCGAUUUGCGAGUGUAUCUUGAAACUACAUUAGUGUUUAUUAUUAUAAAAUACCACUUUGUGAUUUGUGAACCACAAACAAUUUCAAUUAAAGUUUAAACGUAAAUCAUUAAAUACUUAACUAUAGUUAUGUCUCGGAGUAGUGGUGAGGAUAUUAUGUUUAUAAAGAAUCCAUAUGUGUCAACAUAAUAAAGUGAACAAUUCUCCGAGUUCGAAUUUUUAGGAGCCAUUUACACAUGGCGAGAAGUCACGUACUCUUUAAUAGUGAAAUGAUAAUUGUUGGUAAACCGUGAAGGAAAAUAUAUUUUUGAGUUCCUAUUAUCAACAAUAGAAAUGGAUAGUAAGAAUAUUCAAAAAAAUGCGAUGCAAAAAAGUGCAGAGUUUACUUUUACUCCGCCACCCGAGGCACCCGUAUUUGAGCCUACGCUUGAAGAUUUUGCGGAUCCGUUAGGCUAUAUCGCUAAAAUUCGCCCUGUUGCUGAAAUAACUGGAAUUUGUAAAAUAAAGCCUCCAGCGCGAUGGCAGCCACCUUUUUCACUAGACGUAGACAAAUUGAAAUUUGUACCACGAAUACAAAAAGUAAAUGAAUUGGAAGCCAUUACGCGAUUGAAAUUGUUAUUUCUCGAAAAAAUUUUAAAAUUUUGGGAAUUGCAGGGCUCUCCCUUAAAGAUACCUAUGAUUGAAAAUAAGACUUUAGAUUUAUAUUGUUUAAAGUUUUGGGUGGACGAAGAAGGUGGUUUCGAAAACUGUAAUACUCCGAAAAAAUGGCGUAAGAUUGCAAACUCAAUGGGGUAUAGUCAAAAUGCGAACACAAUGAAUUUUCUGAAAAUUAAUUAUGAAAAGAUUUUGCUUCCUUAUGACAUUUUUGAAAAAAGUAAAGCCGAUAUAUUGAAGACUGUAAAAAAGACUGAAACUAAAUCUGAAAUAAAAGAUGAUGGCGAUGCUUCGAAUCAUUCAUUUAAAGAAAUUUCAAUACAAAAUAUCACGGGUUAUAAAGGAGAUUGUAAAGAUAUGAUACCCCAUACAAGUAUUAAAAAAACUAAAACUGGCUCAGAUAUCAAAACUGAAGUGGAUAGUAAAAGUAUUUUGGAAACUGAGGAAGCUAAAUGUAAUAGGGAACUCAGAAGGCUAGCUUGUUAUGGACCUGGCCCUAAAAUGCCUGGUCUUAAUGAUGAAGAAUUUGAUAUAACAAAAUCAAGGAAACGGCCCAGAUAUGAUUUGGAUCCAUUGGCAAUUUAUGUAUGUGCUAUUUGUCAAAAAGACCACACUGAUAAUCUUUUGUUAAUAUGUAAUGGGUGUUCUGAUACUUAUCACACUUUCUGCUUGAAACCACCUUUAAAUACUGUCCCUGAUGGAGACUGGCGUUGUCCAUGUUGCAUUGCAGAAGAGGUGCAUAAGCCGGCAGAGGCUUUUGGAUUUGCUCAAGCUGAAAGAGAAUACACACUUCAACAAUUUGGAGAGAUGGCUGAUAAAUUUAAAUCUGAUUACUUUGGUAUGUCUGGCCAUCUAGUCCCAACAUCGGUUGCUGAAAAAGAAUUUUGGAGGAUAAUAUCAUCUGUUGAAGAAGAUGUUACAGUAGAAUAUGGUGCAGAUCUUCAUUCAAUGGAUCACGGUUCAGGUUUCCCAACAAAGUCUUCAUUAAAUCUUUAUCCUGGCGAUCAAGAGUAUGUAGAUUCUGGCUGGAAUUUAAAUAAUCUUCCUGUUUUGGAGGGUUCAGUGUUAAGAUUUAUUAAUGCUGAUAUUUCAGGCAUGACAGUUCCUUGGAUGUAUGUGGGCAUGUGUUUUUCUGCAUUUUGCUGGCAUAAUGAAGAUCAUUGGAGUUAUUCAAUAAAUUACUUACAUUGGGGUGAAGCAAAAACUUGGUAUGGUGUUCCGGGAAGUGGAGCUGAACUUUUAGAGACUGCAAUGAAGGCUGCUGCCCCAGAACUCUUCAAAUCACAGCCAGAUUUACUUCACCAGUUAGUCACCAUAAUGAAUCCUAACAUUCUGAUGGCAGCAGGUGUACCUAUUUAUAGAACUGAUCAACAGGCUGGUGAAUUUGUAGUUACAUUUCCCAGAGCAUAUCAUGCUGGUUUUAAUCAAGGCUAUAAUUUUGCAGAAGCAGUAAACUUUGCCCCACCUGAUUGGCUUAAAAUAGGUAGAGAGUGCAUUAUUCAUUACAAAAACCUGAAAAGAUUUUGUGUGUUUUCUCAUGAUGAACUUAUUUGUAAGAUGGCUUUGGAAGGUGAUCGUUUAGACUUGGAAACGGCUCUAGAGACCCAGAAGGAGUUAGUUAGGGCGACAGAAGAAGAAGGUAGGUUAAGAGCAAAGAUUGCAAGCAAAGGUUUGAAAAGUGUCCGGAGAACAGCAUUUGAGUUGCUAGGUGAUGAUGAGCGGCUUUGUGAGAUUUGUAAGACCACUUGUUUCCUGUCCUCAGUAUUAUGUACUGACUGUAAGCACAUGGCUUGUCUGCAACAUGCCACUGAUGCAUGCCAAUGCCCAUUGAAUAAAAAAACUCUUAACUAUAGGUAUGACAUGGAUGAAUUACAUAUUAUGUUGCAAACCCUUGACUUUAGGGUUAACAGUUUUGAUAAAUGGAUGUCGGAAACAAAGAAAAUGUUACUACCAACCGCCCCUGAUAUUGGCAGAGUGCAAAAGUUAAAAGUUUUGUUAGAUGAAGCAGACGAAUUGAAAAUACCAAAGUGUACACUAUUAACUCAGUUAAAGAAUGAAUAUACUGCAGCCACUGAAAAUGUUGAACCAAUUAUCAUUGAAUUAGAUGAUGAUUAAAAUAUACCAGUAUAUAUGUUAGUACAAAGUGAUUGUUCACUUUUAUAGAAUUAAAAUAGGUUGUUUUAUCACAAGUGUGUCAAUCACAGCAUUAGAUUAUUCUUCAAUUGUUUUUUAACAUUCUGGCAGCUUUGUA
Messenger RNA from Papilio machaon (common yellow swallowtail), 3173 nucleotides. RefSeq names its product lysine-specific demethylase lid. The transcript has a single exon. Gene Ontology annotation, molecular function: histone demethylase activity; DNA binding. Lineage: Eukaryota; Metazoa; Arthropoda; Insecta; Lepidoptera; Papilionidae. Gene Ontology annotation, biological process: chromatin remodeling. The record is from RefSeq and is a predicted model, not a curated record. Bases 602 to 3037 code for a protein of 811 amino acids. Gene Ontology annotation, cellular component: nucleus.